AUGACACCUUCGGAAGAACCCGUUUCCGGUGCCGUCUCUGUAGCUGAUGUCACGGCAUCGACCUCACCGCCUGUUGGAGUGGGAGUGGACCCUGCUUCAGAGAUGGUAGAUGUCGACGAUUCUCCGAUUUUUGUAGAACCUACAGUUUUGGAUCCCCCUACGAUGCCGAGCGCUUCGUCUGAGCCUUUUGCCUUGGAGCGCACAGAGAGCGAGGGGGCGCUCCCCUCACCUCCCGUGGUAUCGGAGGACUUUUCUCCGGCACCGCCUACUCAGGAGCCGGCCAGAGCCGUUUUGCAGUGCUUUGCAGGUCAAGCUCGUGUGGCUUCGGCCUUGAUUAAGCAGGGCUAUUUUUCCUAUGGAGUGGAUCGAUUCAAGCAGAAGGCGGCCAUGGCCCCAGUGCUUCAGAUGGACUUGUCGACGCGGGAGGCGUGUGACUCUGUCCUAACAUGGCUUGACAACCGGAAGAUCGCGGGUGUUAUGAUAUGUAUUCCUAAACACGCCUCGGAGCCUGUUACUACGGCUUUCGUCCUGGCAGUGAUGGCAGGGUGCUUGAGCAACAACCUGCCCAUGGUUCUUGAGGGUUCGGUGUCUUCCCCCUUUUGGGAGAGUUUCAAUCGUUUACCAUCAGCACAGCACCCUCCGCAUAGGGUGGAGGUGGAUUGGCAGCUUUGGGACUCACAUAGCAAGCAGCGCAGCCUCGUGUGGUCUAAUUUGCCCGAAAUCCUCACUGUGCGCAGGGAGGCGGCACCUAUGGGACGUAAGGUGCAGCAGCGAUCGGAGGCGCAGACAGGUUAUCCGCCGGCUUUUGCCACGGCGAUAGCUGAGGUGUUCAUUGCAGGCCUGACUCAGCGACAGCUGCCAUGCCGCAGCCCGGUCUUAGCUAACAAAUCGCUGCGAGUUUCGGCUAUGAAUCAGCCACGUGGGGCGAUGCCGGAAGUGGUGUCUGAGUGGAAGUUGGUGGUUUAUGUCCUUCUGCCACCGCAGGUUGAGGACCCGUUUGGCGGGUCGAAACGCCUCAAACAGGACUGGCGAGUCCCGCACGGCGCCCGCGUGUUGCCGGAGCUCAAGCUGUUCCCGCAGGAUUCCCAGCUUCUGUCGCGUACUCAGUCAGGGGGGCAAUUGAGCCCGCAACUUCAGCAGGAAAUGCAAAACUUGAAUGGAGCCUCAGUUUUGCGAGUGGGCAUCCCAUGGGAUCCCAUUGAAUUCAUUGCUAAAGCAGGUAAGAUUGGACACCCAUACCAUAAGUUAUCCAAGUGCAACAAGGAUCUCAGAGAUCUCGUUCAUGACUUAGUACACAAACCGGGACCGGUUCGUUCUCAGAGGAAGAAUUACAUCGAGAAGUGGGCCAGAAGAGCCAAAGAGUUGGAACCAGAGGAAACCAAGCUGAAAGCUGGCAUGUCGGAUCACCGAAGGAAGACCCUUCAACCCAAACGUAUCUUGCUAUUUGAAGAGAUGCUGCGAGACAUUGGGUAUGACGAUAUGGGUGUGGUUCAGGAGCUCAUCGACGGAGCCACGCUGACGGGGGACAUUCCUAUCACUGGGGUGCUGGAUACCAAGCUCAAGCCUGCUAGGUUGGAUACUGAACAACUUAUAGGGAUGUCUGAUGAAAUCAGACAGCAGAUCCGGGUGAAGACUGGGUCGUCGGGUGAUAAGGAAAUCGACCAGCUGUUGUGGGAUAAGACGAUGGAAGAGGUACAGAGUGGAUACCUCUCAGGACCUUACGAUUUCGAGUCAUUGCCGAAAAGAUGUUUGGUCAGCUCCCGUUUUCCGUUGCUACAAGGGGAGAAGCUGCGACCAAUUGACAACUACUCAUCGAGUUUGAUUAACGACACGGUCACAGUUUCUGAAAAGCCUAUCACGCACUCUAUCGAUGAAAUUGCAUUGCUGAUAAAUACGCUUUCGAGUGCUGCCCGAAAGAAGAACCUGAACGCAUUGUACGGGAAAACGGCGGAUCUGAAGGGAGCUUACAGACAAUUGGCGGUAUCUGAUACAAGCUUAGAUUUUUCUUACCUCUCGGUCUACGACCCGGCAGAGGAGAAGCCCAAGUUGUUCCAACAACUAGCUGUGCCCUUCGGCUCAACCAAGGCCGUGUAUUUUUUCCUCAGAGUGGCGAGAGCUCUUUGGACUAUCUUGGUCAAAGGGGCCAGAAUCCCGACCACGAAUUAUUUCGACGAUUUUGUUCUGCUCGCUCUUGGAGGAGAUAGGAGUUCGUGUUCGCAUGCUUUCGAUGAAGUUAUGAGGCUGCUAGGUUGGAAGCUGUCAGCUGAUAAGACGACAGAGUGGGACACCAGCUUCGAGGCCCUUGGCGUCCUUUUCGAGCUUGACCAGACAGGGUCGGGAGUUCUGAAGGUCAGGAACACUGAGAAACGACGAAAGGAACUUACUGCUGCGAUCAAAGGUUUCCUGGACAAGGGAACCAUGACUCAGAAGGAAGCGCUACAACUGCGGGGUAGGCUGCAGUUUGCUCAAGCCCAGUUUUUCGGUAGGCUGGGAAGAAGGUGCCUUACGGAGGUGACAAAGCAUGCCUACACUGGCAGGUCGAAGCUUUCGUCGAUGGCCAAGGAACGACUUGAAGAGUUUGGUAAGAACUGGAGGCCUGGGGGCGUCCUUCUCACCGGGUCAGGCUCGGCACUCUCUUUCUUCAGCGUGCCGAUCUCAGAGCAGCAAGCCAAGUCUAUGUCGUUGCAAGAUGAGCAUACCAUCAUAUAUGAGCUCGAAAUGUUCGGGGUCUUGAUCGGUCUCAAGCUCUUGGUCGAAAAGACAGCUGCUUUCGCAGAAUCAUACGAGCAGCCAGGUGCUGUUGCUGGAACUGGAGUGAUUUGUUAUAUCGAUAAUGAUGCUGCGAGACAUGCAUACAUCGCCGGCUCUUCGAAGAAAGGGGUUGCUGGGAUUCUUAUCGAUGAAGUCAACUUCCUGGAGUAUGUCCACGGCAUCUUGCCGUGGUAUGCGAGAGUGGCAUCACCCGCCAAUCUGGCUGAUGAACCAUCGAGGAUGAAACUUGAUAGAGUCAAGAGGCUAGGAUUCAGAGACGAGUCCGUCGAGGCGACCAAAGCGGUGUUAUCAAUUGUGAAGAGGGUUUCAAAUCUGCCUGCUUAA
Messenger RNA from Symbiodinium sp. CCMP2592, 3096 nucleotides. Lineage: Eukaryota; Dinophyceae; Suessiales; Symbiodiniaceae. The record is from the annotation of a GenBank genome assembly.